AUGGCGACCGUCGGCCUCGAUUUGGGCGGCUUCUCCAGCAAGGUGUGCGUGUCGUGGCCCGGCAACGAUUCCAUCGAGCUGCACGUGAACCGGCUGUCGAAUCGCGAGACUCCGACGAUAGUCGCGUACGACAAGCGCAUUAGGUGCGUUUUUGAGCGUGGAAGGCUGACCGGCUGCAGGCUUUACGGUGAGGAGGCCGACCUGAGGAGCACCAGCCUCUUCAACUCGUCCUUGUGCCUGCUGCCUUACACCGUCAAUCUGUCCGAGGAACCGGUGCUGAGCCUGAUCAACGCUCGCCGUUACCUCUUCUCGCUUCCCGUGGAUGAGGCCUCUACGGACCUUGCCUUUACUGUGACCUUCGACGACCAGCAAUGUGCAGUCCAGCCGCGCGACGUGUUCGCGUUUUUCGUGAACCGUCUGCUGGAUACCGUGCGCAAGCAGCUCGGCGUGGCGGACCCCCGCGCCAACGACCAGAUCCAGCUAUCGGUCCCCGUUCCGCAGUACUUCACCCAGGACCAACACGUGGCCAUAUACAGGGCACUGGCAGCUUGGGGUUUCGGGCGUAUCCGCCUGUACAAGCAGAGUGAGUGCCUGUUGCGCCGCUGGUGCGACUCGCACCUGCCGGACGUGUUCACCGAGUUCACGUCUUCCACCGGCCAGCCCAAGAUGCACGUGGCCUUCCUGGACGUCGGCUUCUGCCACUGCACGUUCUUCGUGGCCGAGGUGACCAAGGGCGACGAGCUGGAAUACCGCAUCGUGGCGGAGGAGUCGAACGACGCCGUCGGCACGUACCAGAUGGUGGAGCAGCUGGCCAACUUCGUGUGCGGCUCCAUCAAGGAUAAACACGGCGUCGACCUGCAGCCGCCGUCCAGACAGGCGUUCAACGUCUACAAGGCGUGCGCCAAGGCGCUGAAGGAGCUCAGCGUGGUGGCUGACGUGAAGAUCGACUGCGAGCGCGUGCUGGCGGACGGCGACGACUUUUCAACGGUGCUUACGCGUGUUGAUUUCGAGGAUAUGUGUGACCCCUUAAAGGGCACUUUGCAAGGCAUGAUGGACCGCGUGCUGGCGCAUGUGGAACCUGGCAGCCUGCUGGCCAUUGAGACCAUCGGCGGUGGUUCUCGCGUCCCGUUCGUGCGUCUUUUGGCUACGGAAGCGGCCAAAUCUCUGGGCGCAACGCAGGUGGUGAGGAUGUCGUUGGACUCCACGUCCGCCACCGCGAGCGGCGCUGUGUGCCUGGCCAGGGCAGACGCGCCGUCGCUGCUGGAGGUUGCAGGCGCCGCUGUAGCCCUCGAGGAAUCCGAGGCCAAAGCUGCCCUCGCGCGUGACGAUGUGUUCAGCGUGGUGGAGUCCGAGGAGUUCCGCAAGCGGUCGGUGCUGAACGAGGUCGACCAGUACAUCAUCAAGACGAGGAACGACGCCCGCGGCGCCUUCAGCCAGCAGCUGCAACUGGACGAGGUGGAACCGUUCCUGAGCGCGCUGGACGACUUCGCGCUGAGCGCCGCCAGCGACAAGGGCGUGAGCGCGUCGGCGUGCGAAUCGCAACUGAACGCGUGCCGCGACAAGGUGCGCGAGCGCUGCCCUGCGUACGUGCAGGCGCUGGAGGAGGCCGAGAAGGCCAAAGCCGCCGAGAUCGAGCGUUCCGCCAUGGCCCCGGACUUCUCCUCGGUGUCCGAGGUGAACAUGGACGUGACGCUGCCGAAGGCCACCUGCCUGAAGCGCGCCGCCAAGAACAGGUUGGAGGGGAACGCGCUGUUCUCCGGCGGCAACAUCGAGAUGGCCGCGCAGCACUACGUGAAGGCGCUGCAGUACUGCUCGAAGGUGAGCGGCCCCGACGAUGAGGAGCGGGCGGAGCUUGAUUCGCUGAAGCUGGCGAGCAACCUCAACUUGGCCAUGUGCUACAUCAAGAUGGGCACGGAAGCGAGCUACAGGAAGGCGGUCAGCUGCUGCUCGCAGGCGCUGGAGUUAAGCCCCGACAACACGAAGGCCAUCUACCGCCGCGCCUUCGCCUACGACAAGCUCAACGAGCUCGAUAACGCCCUGGCCGACGCGCGCCUGGGCGUCUCCAAAUUCCCCGACGCCGCCGAUUUGAAGCAGUUGCUCGCCGUUUUGGAAAAGAAGGCCAAGCUGCAGGAGGACCGCGUGAAGAAACGCGACUACUCGUACCUGUUGAAGGCCGACCGUCUCGCGCGGAGGCUGAAGGCGGCGCUGUUCUUCGCCCACACGGCAGCUCGCUCGCAGAAGGCGCGUGCAUCUGCUGAAGACGCUGGGCACGCUAGCGCUGGCGGCACGGCGGUUUUGCGGCGCUGGUUGCCCGAGCCCGCCGGCGACCUGGAGGCGGUCGUCAGGACGGCGUACUACUGCCAGACGCAGCUGGAGCAGCUUCACGGCGAGAAGGACCUCAACCGCAAAGCUGAGGCGCUGAAGGACACGCUGAAGCUGUUAGACAGCGUUUAA
Messenger RNA from Babesia bigemina, 2454 nucleotides. RefSeq names its product tetratricopeptide repeat domain containing protein, putative. NCBI's taxonomy places the organism in Eukaryota, Apicomplexa, Aconoidasida, Piroplasmida, Babesiidae. Bases 1 to 2454 code for a protein of 817 amino acids. The transcript has 8 exons. Gene Ontology annotation, biological process: protein folding. Gene Ontology annotation, cellular component: cytosol; nucleus. The record is from RefSeq and is a predicted model, not a curated record. Gene Ontology annotation, molecular function: ATP binding; ATP-dependent protein folding chaperone; protein binding.